CCCGAUGGUGGUCGAAACGUGAGCGACUGUUAACCAUGUUCGUUUGAUACUCUUUCGUUUUCAUAUCUUAAAACCAUGCAUCCGCUUUGAUCUUUUACAUUCUUCUUCCCUCUUUUUUGUUUAUUUAAAAUGGAAGAAAGGCAACAUAUCAACAUGUAUAAUUUAAAGUUUCUUUGUUCUAUUAUGCUACUGCGUUAGGUGCGUGCUUUUAAGAUGUGAGAACGAACGAUGGUGUACGAUUUUAAACAUUAAUUGAAACAUUAUAUAAAUAGUAGUGCAAAUUAAUAUCAUGAAAGCAAGUUUUAACAUCCUUUGAGAUCUUAUUUUGACGAAACUUAGCGAAAGGAAUUUCGAUUUACAUAGUUGAUAUCACAUUAAGUGUAAUAUUUGAAAGAUGUCAAGCGCAGUGUCGAGCAAAAUUGUAGAAACCCGAAUAUACGAUGGUCAAAAGCCGGGUACGUCCGGAUUGCGAAAAGCGGUGCGGGUAUUUAUGCAAGAACAUUAUACAGAAAAUUUCAUUCAAGCAAUAUUGCAAGCUCUAGAAGAACAAUUGCCUGGUAGUACGUUAGUUGUUGGUGGCGAUGGAAGAUAUUAUGGAAAAGAUGUGGUUAGAAAGAUCAUCAGGAUUGCUGCAGCAAAUGGAGUAAAAAGAUUAAUAAUUGGGCAAAAUGGGAUACUUUCAACUCCAGCUGUGUCUACCAUAAUAAGAAAAUACAAAACUCUAGGAGGAAUUGUUCUAACAGCAUCUCACAAUCCUGGUGGACCCAAUGCUGAUUUUGGCAUUAAGUUUAACUGCGAAAAUGGUGGUCCUGCUCCAGAUAAUGUCACAAAUAAGAUUUAUGAGAUUACUAAAGUGCUCAAGAAUUAUAAAAUUAUACCUGAUAUAACCAUAGAUAUAGACAAGAUACAAAGUACUACAAUUCAGGUGGAUGGAAAUCCAUUUACAAUAGAUAUAAUAGAUUCUGUGAAUGAUUACUUAGAACAUAUGAAAAAUAUCUUUGACUUUUCUAGUAUUAAAACAUUAUUACAAGGAAGUAACAAUCGUCCUCCUUUUAAAGUUCUUAUCAAUUCAAUGAAUGGAGUUACUGGUCCAUAUGUAAAACGAAUAUUUAGUAAUGAAUUAGGUGUCGAUGAUUCAAGUACUGUUAAUGCAAUUCCAUUAGAAGAUUUUGGUGGGCUUCAUCCUGAUCCAAAUUUAACAUAUGCCAAAGAUUUAGUAAGUGCUAUGAAAAAUGGUCCAUAUGACUUUGGUGCUGCUUUUGAUGGGGAUGGAGACAGAAAUAUGAUACUAGGCAAAAAUGCUUUUUUUGUUACACCUUCUGACUCUUUAGCUGUAUUAGCUGCUAACUUAAAUUCAAUACCAUAUUUUAAAAAGACUGGUAUUAAAGGAUAUGCUAGAUCUAUGCCAACAGGUGCUGCUAUAGAUAGAGUUGCAGCAAAAACUGGUGUUAAACUUUAUGAAGUACCCACAGGCUGGAAAUAUUUUGGUAAUUUAAUGGAUGCUGGUCAUCUAUCACUUUGUGGAGAGGAAAGUUUUGGCACGGGUUCAGAUCAUAUUCGUGAAAAAGAUGGAAUAUGGGCCUCUCUUGCAUGGCUUAGUGUAAUUGCAAGUCUUGGGAAGUCUGUAGAAGAUAUAUUAUUAAAUCACUGGCAGAUAUAUGGCAGGAACUUCUUUACAAGAUAUGAUUAUGAAAAUUGUGAUUCUGAAGCAGCAAACAAAAUGAUGCAACAUAUUGAAUCAGAAAUGGAGAAACCUGGGUUUGUGGGUUCAAAAUUAACAUCUGAAGGGAAAACAUAUGUUGUAAAAUUAGGUGACAAUUAUUCUUAUAUAGAUCCUAUUGAUGGAAGCCAAGCUAACAAGCAGGGAUUAAGAAUUUUAUUCCAAGAUGGUUCCCGUAUAAUUUACCGUUUAUCGGGUACGGGAAGUUCUGGAGCUACUAUUCGUGUGUAUGUUGAUAGCUAUGAAGAUGACCCAGCAUCUUUAAAUAAAGAUGCUCAAGACAUUCUUAAACCGUUGGUUACUAUUGCGUUAGAGAUAAGUAAAUUACGAGAAUUUACUAAUCGUGAUGUACCAACCGUGAUUACAUAAUACUAAUGAUUCUUGAUCGUUUAUCGUUGACAAAGAUAUAUAAAACAAAGAAAAAAGAGAUUGUUUUACAUUAUAAGCAACUUAAGUAAGAGAAAUGUCAUACCUUGUAUAAUGACAUUAUGAGAUGCAAUUAUUACGCAAAACAUCAUUGCAGAAAUAAGUGAAUCACAAGUUCGAUAAAAUUUUUCCUAAAAUUGUAUAAUAUAUAUAUAGAAUUGAAAUAAUAUUCAGUAAUAUUUUUAUGAUUUCGAUAUGAAAUAUUCGAAUAUUCAUCGUAGUAAUAGAACUUGUUUUAAUCAUAAAAUACUACAAAAAAAGUUUUAGUGACAUAAUUGAUAAUGUCGCGUGUACAACUAUUAGAUAUUAAAUAGCUUAACACAACACCCAAUAUUAUAAAAAUGAACGACAACGUAUUUCAUACUUUUUUACAUAAAAUUUUUCAAAUUUUCAUUUGAUUAUAAAAAUCUUUGAUAUGGUUGUUAUAUUCAAAAAUAGUUUACUAAAACGAAAAUAUACUUAUGCGUAGAAAAACCUAAAAGAAUGUAAAGGCAGUAAUAAAUCUAAGAUCACGCGUAUCUUUAUACGUGGAACUGUUGUUUGCCAAAGGUGUUCAAGCAUGCAUAAAGAUGGAAAUAGUUUAACCCUUCGUUAUUUGUAUAAUGUUGCAUAAAUUUACAAAAAAUGUUCGCUUAUGAUAAUUUGUAGGUUACAUUAAAUAUUAAUUUUACAACAGAAUUGUUUUAUAUUAUAAAAAAUAUUAAAUAUAUUUAAUAUUGAAUCUUUUUAUGUGUAAAGUAAUAAAGAAUCUGGGUAUAUGACAUUGUACAAUUUUUAUCGAAGGGUUAACAAAAAAAUAUAACUUCAAUCGUAAUUGAAAGUAGUAUGUUAUAUUAUUCAUUUUUAACUAUGUUUAAUUUGUUUUAUGAUUGUUCUUUUAAUAGGAUGGCGGUUGCUCGUUUUAAUGAAGUAGGAUUUGAAGUUUGUUAUAAAUUUCAUAACAUUGUUUUUAUAAUACUAUAAAAUAGAAAAAUGAUUUCUAUUAUUUCAAUCUAAUUUAUAUAAAUGGAGGCACAGCAUAUAACAAAAUUUAUAUAAAAUACUUUAUUUAAAAACAGUUGUAUCCAAUAUAAGUUAUACAUGAAAGAUGUAAAUAAUUGUAAAAUGUUAAUUUUUGUAAUCAAAACAACAUUUAUUUUCAACAAAAUAUGUUCAAAACAUAUGUAACUUAUUUUUUAUUAUCUAUAAUUGAUUUAUCAAAAUUCUAUAUUGUAAAAUACUUUCUAUGUAAAAAUGUUUAAAAGAUACAAACAUUAAAUCUCAAAAGUAAAUAUUUUUUAAAUAUUUAGUUUUGUAUAUAAAUAUCAAUUUCGUUCAAUGAAAAAUGUUAUUAGCUUUCUACGUUAUUGCUGUAUAUUUUUACUAGCCAUUCUUUAUAUUGAUAAUUAUUUCAAAUAUCGUCUAAUAUAAUCAUUUAGUUCUAUCUCUUACUUAUUUAUAUAGUGUAAACAAAAUAAUUAUGAUAUACAUUUUUUGUUCUAUCCUUUAAUUAUAAAACGAUAUAUAAAUUGAUAAAUUAAACAAAAAGCAGGGAUGCGUGUAGAAAGUGCUGUUUCAAAUUUCAAAUAAUCAUGAAAGAGAUAUUUUUCGAUAUCAUGAUUUAACGAAAUUUGAAAUUAUGAAUAUAUUAUUGUAGAUUGAAAAUUUCUGCCAAUAAGGUAUUCGGUACAUUAUAAUAAUAUCAUGUUAACGAUGUGGAAUAGAUAUAAUUUUUAACAAUAUUUCAUUAAAUGGAUAUAUAAAUGAUUUUUAUAUAAAUCUGUUUAAUUUUUCAAUUUUGUAAAAUAUGCCGAAUAUCUUAUUAAAAUUAAUUGAUAGAAUAGGGUAUGCCUAAAAAUUUGUAAAAGUAAAAUCAAUAAUAAGAUUGUGAAAGUAUAAGUGGAAAAUGCGAGGAAGGUAUAAAAAAGUUAAUUGGUACAUGUAGCCAAAAUUUAUAAUUGAUACGAAGCAACGAUAAUUCUGUAUGCGUUACUUCUAUUAAUGUAAUAUUUUCAAGUGUUUUAUUUUAUUUUUCUGUUUUCAAAUAUUAUAUUUGCAAUGGAAACGAAAGUAUGAAAUCGAGAACAUUGUUGAAACCUGAUUCUGAAAUUUUAAUUUAUGAGGGUAUCAAAUAUUCAUGAAAAGUGUAUCAUUCAUCUUACAUACAUUUAUUCACAUUCGCAUAUAAAGUUUUAAGUAAUGGCAGUAUGCAGCAAUACAUAUUUAUGGAAAUGGAAUGUAUCCAUAAAAUGAAAUUAUGAUACUGUAUUGAUAUAUUGAUGAAAAUGUUGAACACAUUGUAACUGCAGCACUUUUUGAGAAAAUUUCAAAAAGAAUUUUGUAAAUAGUUGAAGGAAGAGGGAGGAUACUUGGGUACCUGAGUCGACGCAACGCCCAUUCUAUUUCAUAGUUACGUCACAGAAAUAUGUGAAAAGAAAAGUAAUUCAUUUAUACUCCACAUCUUUGCCAUUUCAUUAUUAAUUUGCAUAACAUUGAUUACUGACAAUGAAUAGUAAUACAUUAAAGCAAAUAAGAUAAAAGUCUAAUACAACAAAAUUGAAAUAUAAUUAACAUGUAACUGCCCUAUCGAAUAUAACUGAGUUACUUUUUAGAUAAAAAGCUUCUCAUAUUUUAUGAUGUAACAUGAAUAUGUAAUAUGGUAAUGUGUCAUAGAGACCAGCAAUGACUGCCGAUUUUAAUGUAAAUUAACAUGUAACAUGUAUAUCAUAUUGAAAUACUAAUUAUUCAUUGUAGGUAUAUGAAUGAGUGGUUCUCCAUAAACACGUGAUCUUAGAUUUUAAACGAGCAAAGCUAUUAAUUGUCAAAUUAUCAUAUGGAUUUUUUUCGUUUACUAACAUAUCUUUUAUUUGAAAAAUUAUGUAAUUAAUACCCAUAUUUUUACAAAUAAUACUUAUUUGAUCGAUGAUAAAUAGCAAACGCCAGUAUAAGAAAUAUUUUUAAACGGUAUCUAUUACUUAAAAUGCAGUAUAUCAUUUCUGUAAGUUCUGUAUAAUGAAAUACGUGCGUUGUUCGUUGUUAAAACAAAGUUUUUUUAUGGCAUACUAGAACAUAAACACUGAACUUGAUUACUUGAAUAAAAAUAUGGAUGUAUUUGAAAUCGAAGAAUUAAAAAUUUCACAAUUUAUACCUUGUGAUGCGAUCAAUAUGAUUUUUAAUAAAUCAAUCUUUACUAAACGAA
Molecule: messenger RNA, 5324 nt
Organism: Bombus pascuorum
Lineage: Eukaryota; Metazoa; Arthropoda; Insecta; Hymenoptera; Apidae
Gene: Pgm1
Product: phosphoglucomutase
Exons: 8
Coding region: 395-2089 (564 amino acids)
Biological process (GO): carbohydrate metabolic process
Cellular component (GO): cytosol
Molecular function (GO): phosphoglucomutase activity; magnesium ion binding
Source: RefSeq, a predicted model, not a curated record